Molecule: messenger RNA, 1473 nt
Organism: Lactuca virosa
Lineage: Eukaryota; Viridiplantae; Streptophyta; Magnoliopsida; Asterales; Asteraceae
Source: the annotation of a GenBank genome assembly
AUGGAAGAAGUACAUCAAGAACAAGAGCCACAUCUAAAUCCAACUGUUGAUUUGAAUAUGGACAAAUUAUCCUUAACAAGAGAUAAUGUCCCAUUAGAAGUGGUGGAUGCCUUAACCAUUGCAUUGCAUGAUAUAACUCAAAAAAACAUGUACAAAGGCAAGUACAUCAAGGACAAGAGCCCAUUCUUAGUAAAGCAUCUUCAGAUUUGCAUCAGUCGAAAGAAGAUUGUCUCUAGUGAAAAGUGUUUGACUAGACAUUUGAUGGAUCAGAAAAGAUAUCGGGGAAUAGAGAAGCCAAGUCAACAAAAGUUGAAGAAUACUAAUUUUUCAAAGAUGAAGUCACUUUCUCCUAAGAUACCUACUAAUCUCAUGUUGCAAGAUGAAGAAAUGCAUACCUAUGAAACAAUGGAGUCACUUUCUCCCCAUCAAAGUCAUAUGAGAAGAGUUUCUAGUUUGAACCACGAUGAGGAAGAUUAUGAAGAAGAGGAACACGGAGUUGAUUCUUUUCGAGAUGAAAACAUUGGUUCAACUUCUCAUGGCAUGUCUAAUACUCGAAAAGAAUCUAGAGCUUUGAAUGAAACUAAAAAGUGGCGCUCGAAUAAGGCAAAUUUAGUUUUUGAAGUUGAUGAAUGUACUGGUCGUAUAGUUGGGGAAGAUAGUCAACAAAUAAUCACUAAGGGUGGGUGUGUAGUUAGAGAUCAUGCAAAAUUUGAUGGAACCACUUGGAAAAACCAAUCAGAUUUGUUGAAGUAUGAUAUUAUCACUAAAUGCAUGGGAAAUUCAACUUAUGAUCCAAGUUGUCGCUCGAUGGUGCGUGCUAUCGAUACACAACUGGCGAACCAACAUAAAAACAGGGAAUAUAGGUUGCACCUUCAUUUCAAAAAGUUCUCUACAAAAGAGGAAGCAAUCAAUCAUCCUCCAAAUGGUGUAAUCAAUGUUGAUUGGGUAAAACUAUGUCAAAAAUUUGCAAGUGAAGAAUUUCAGAAAGUUAGCAUUAGAAACAAGAAGAACAAAUCAUUUAAUCAAGUUCCACCCGCAGUUGGCACAAUUUCAAUUGCAAUGAUUGUUGACAUGAAUGAAUUUCUAAAUGAGGAAGCUUCUUCUUCUUGUUCGCCGGCUGAAAUAUGUAUGAAAAAACUACAUCGUAUACCGGGAUAUAUAAAUGGGCGUUCUGUUUCGACAAAACAAGUUUUAGGCACAGAAAAGUUACAAAUGGAACUGGAAUUGGAAAAGGAAAAAUCAAAAGCCUUGGAGGAGGAAAUUCGUGUAAUUAAAGAAGAGCAACUACAAUUUCAAGAAGAGUAGAUCAAAUAUCGAGAGGUGCAAAAUAAGAAAAUGUAAUUUAUGAUGAGUGAGCUUUCACGUUUAUCUCAAUUGCAUUGAUCAAUUGAACUUACUUUUCUUAUUAAAUGAACUUCACCCGGUUGAUCUUUAUAUGUUUUAUGUUUGAAAUAUUGGAUAAAAUGUUCGGAU